ACAAAACCGAGACGCAGAUCCUAAUGGUGUGAAGUGUCGGCAGGAAAGCUGAUUCUAACUGAAGAUUAAGUCCAAGUCUCUGACCCUCUAGGAAACGUCCAGGUUUUAGGAAACGCAUCGCCGUGGACUCCCCAGCCUAGAGGACUCGUCUCAUAGGAAGCUCAGCAUCAGCGGUUCUGGUGACCAAGGGGACGACCUCAGAAACCGCGACCACGCCAGGUUUUUGGAUUGGAAGACUCUCCCCCAUUCCUCCAUUGCGGCACCAGGCGGCGCAACAGAGCGGUGGGAGAUUCUGCGCGUGCGCCACAGGCGGACAGUUCCGGAGACACCGUUCCCAGCCGUCGCGUGUCUCCCUCAGCGGCAUGAAGGCCGGCGAGGACGCCAGAGGAGUUCGCAGCGAGGGGCCGCGGAAGCUGGGCCUCUGCGUCCUCUGUGGACUGCCCGCAGCAGGAAAAUCCACCUUGGCGCGUGCCCUCAGCCACCGGUUACGGCAGGAGCUGGGCUGGGCCGUGGGCCUCGUCGCCUAUGAUGACGUCAUGCCGGACGCGUUCUUCGAGGAGGCGAACCCAUUGCCAUCCCAGUGGAAAUUGCUUCGACAGGAACUGUUAAAGUACCUGGAGAACUUCUUGCUGGCCGUCAUUAACGGGUGUCAGAUGUCUGCCCCACCCAACAGGACUGAAGCCAUGUGGGAAGAUUUUAUAACCUCCUUGAAGGAUCAAGAUCUCAUAUCUUCUGCAGCACCUGAGGCCCCGUCACACUACCUCUUAACGAAGACUGCUGUUUCCAGACCUUUGUUUCUGAUUUUAGAUGACAACUUUUAUUAUCAAAGUAUGAGAUAUGAAGUCUAUCAGCUGGCUCGGAAAUAUUCAUUAGGUUUUUGCCAGGUCUUUUUAGACUGUUCUCUGGAGACCUGUUUACAGAGGAAUGGCCAGAGACCCCAGCCACUGCCUGCCGAGACCAUCCACCUGAUGGGAAGUAAGAUAGAAAGGCCCAACCCUGAGAAAAACGCUUGGGAACACAACAGCCUCACACUUCAGAGUCCAGCCUGUUCUUCAGAGGCCAGCCUGAAGUUGACUGAUUUAUUGCUUACUGCUUUGGAAAAUCCAAUAAAAUAUGUGGAGGACAAUGUGGAACAAAAGGAAACAGACAGAAUUAUUUGUUCAACUAAUAUUCUUCAUCAAGUCGAUCAGACACUCCGAAGAGCUGUCUCUCAGACAAUGAAGGAAGCAAAAGAUGAACAACUGCUUCCUUACAAGUUGAAGCUUCUAGCAGAAGAACUUAACAAGCUGAAAGCGGAGUUUUUGGAAGACCUAAGACAAGGAAACAAAAAGUACCUGUGCUUUCGUGAAACCAUUGACUUAUCAGAUGUUAUUUCUUUUUUUCAUUAUGAAAAAGAUAACAUUGUACAGAAAUAUUUUUCAAAGCAGCAUUAAAACUUCUGAAUUUCCAAUCAAAUACAUAUUUUGGUUAAGAUUUUGCAAACUAAUGAGAACAAUGCUGUAGCACUGGAUGUUUGCUAGGCCAAUGAAGUGAAUUGCCAAGACCUAUUUAAAAAAAAAAUUAUUCCAAAAGAUCCAUUUGUCAUAACAGAAAUUACUUCAGUCAGUCACUUGUCAGAUGUGACAUGCAUAAUUAAGCAUCAGAAGCAGCCUUCCUCAUUUAUGUGCCAGAACACCUGGAGGGUGGGUGCGGGGCAGGGGUCACAUCCUAAAUAAAGAGAAGCAGCUAGGAAGGAGACAAGAUGCUGAUAAUGGAACUGUUUUUGUUUUUAACUAUGCAACAGAUCUCAUGAGUGAGGCAUUCCACAAAUCCAAACCAAUGUAGCCAUAAGACCUUUUUAAAAAAAUUAGUAUCUUACAAACUGGAAAAUUACUAAAAAACUCAGUAUAGACUUACCAUAUGAUCCAGCAAUCCCAUUCCUGGGUAUAUAUCCAGAGGGAACCUUAAUUCAAAAAGACACAUGCACCCCAACGUUCAUAGCAGCACUAUGUACAAUAGCCAAGACAUGGAAACAACCUAAAUGUCCAUCGACACAUGACUGGAUAAAGAAGCUGUGGUAUAUUUAUACAAUGGGAUACUACUCAGCCAUAAAAAAUAAUAAAGUAAUGCCAUUUGCAGCAACAUGGAUGAACCUGGACAAUGUCAUUCUAAGUGAAGUGGGCCAGAAAGAGAAAGAAAUCACUUAUAUGUGAAAUCUUUAAAAAAAAAAAAAAAAGACGAACUUAUUUACAAAAUAGAAA
Messenger RNA from Camelus dromedarius (Arabian camel), 2240 nucleotides. It is a transcript of the gene PSTK, whose product is annotated as phosphoseryl-tRNA kinase. The transcript is spliced from 6 exons. Gene Ontology annotation, molecular function: tRNA binding; kinase activity. NCBI's taxonomy places the organism in Eukaryota, Metazoa, Chordata, Mammalia, Artiodactyla, Camelidae. The coding region runs from base 363 to 1433 and encodes 356 amino acids. The record is from RefSeq and is a predicted model, not a curated record.